Molecule: messenger RNA, 1164 nt
Organism: Photinus pyralis (common eastern firefly)
Lineage: Eukaryota; Metazoa; Arthropoda; Insecta; Coleoptera; Lampyridae
Gene: Dnali1
Product: 33 kDa inner dynein arm light chain, axonemal
Exons: 6
Coding region: 303-1046 (247 amino acids)
Cellular component (GO): filopodium; axoneme
Molecular function (GO): dynein heavy chain binding
Source: RefSeq, a predicted model, not a curated record
CACGAGCCCAAUGGAUUGCGGUACUUUCUGUAUUUAGUGACUUUAAGCCUAUCAUCGGAAGCCGUAUAAUCGACAAUCACCUACCCUACCCCACAUUCCUUUACGUAUUUUCAUAGAUUGAAUUACCUUUAAAGGUAAAGCAAAUGUCUACUGUAGGCGUCUCUGAGAAUUUCCGCCACGUUGCGAAUAUUACGCACUUUUAUCAGGCUGGAAUGUUGAAUCACAGUUACGAAUUCAACAAAUUCAAUGCAUGUUUUUCCUUGUAAGUUGCAAGCGGGAUUUUAUAAUAACUUGUGAAUAUUAUGGCAGCUGCAGAACGUUUAAUUCCAGACAGCAGUACCUUGGUUAAAUACGAUAAUCCCGUAUUAAUAACGAAGCACGAUGAUAAAUUAGCAGAGCGCAAUUUAUCGCCAACGCGUGCAAAAUCAGCGCCGCCACCGACAGCAGAUGAACGUCGGGAGACCGAAGAGAUAUUGAAUGCUAUUUUACCGCCCAAAGAAUGGGAAGAAGAGGGACAGAAAUGGAGACAACAAGUAUCGACAACUCCUGCAACUAGGCUAGACGUAGUUAAUUUGCAAGAACAGUUAGAUAUGCGAUUACAGCAAAGACAGGCAAGAGAAACUGGUAUAUGUCCCGUCCGUAGAGAAUUAUACACGCAAUGCUUUGACGAAUUAAUUAGACAAAUAACGAUCAACUGCGCUGAAAGAGGCUUAUUACUGUUGCGCGUACGGGAUGAAAUGAAUAUGACAAUGGAAGCUUACCAAGCAUUGUAUUGUAGUAGUAUAGCGUUUGGAAUGAGAAAAGCAUUGCAAGCAGAACAAGGAAAAUCUGAUCUACAAACCGAUUUGGAUCAAUUAAAGAAUGAAAAAGUGGACGUGGAACGCCAACUGGUGGAGCUACGGCAAAAGGCCGAGCAAUCUGAACGCAGAGCAGCAGAGUUGAGAAUUGCAGAAGAAAAGAAACAUUCAGAAGAGAUCCAAUUUUUAAAGAAAACAAAUCAGCAAUUAAAGACACAAUUAGAGGGAAUAAUUGCCCCGAAGAAAUAAUCAAACAUGGAAGUUAUUUUUAUAAUUUAUUUAUUUAAAUUAAUAUUAUGUCAAUAGUGUUGUAAUAUUUUAUAAAAUGACAAGUAUAUAUAAACCACCAUAUUAAAAUAUUAAUCUC